Molecule: messenger RNA, 933 nt
Organism: Glarea lozoyensis ATCC 20868
Lineage: Eukaryota; Fungi; Ascomycota; Leotiomycetes; Helotiales; Helotiaceae
Exons: 1
Coding region: 1-933 (310 amino acids)
Source: RefSeq, a predicted model, not a curated record
AUGGCCGAACCCAAACGCAUACCCCCACCAGACCCCUCCUCACCACGAAAGCCCUCUUCCUCCUCCCUCCUCGCCUGGGCUCCUUUAUAUCUAAAACGCGUCGAUCGCGUAGUUGAAAGGCUGAACAAGAUUAUAAGUACGCCGGCGGGAACGGAUUCGUUGUUGAAUGCGGCUUGUUAUUCUGCGUUGCUGGGAUCGGUGGUGUUGGAGCGGGGUGUUAAGGCCAGGGCUGGGGAGGUUGUUAGGAGGGCUGUGGGGGAGGGGGGAAAGGGAUCAAAUGGGUUUUUAGGCGGGGGAUUGGGUUUUGUAGGAGGAUAUUUUGGGUUAAAAGAACUGGGGGGUUUGGAUACAGCGAAGAGGUUAAAGGUGCUAAGUGCACUGAUCUCAGAAAUGCGUAUGAUGAGUCGAUUAUUCGGACUUUUCUCUCUCUGGGCAUGGGGGAAACGCGUUCUUCUGCGCUUCAGAAACGGGGAGAUUGGAGAUAGAACCGCGCUGGGUAUUGAGAGUGUGCAGGUGUUUGCGAACAUAAUCUAUCAAGUCCUCGAGAACGGCGCGUAUCUCAGCGGAAAGGGGGUGUUGGCUUGGAAUAAGGACCGCCAGAAAGCGGCGUGGUUAUGGAGUACAAGGGCGUGGGGCGUGCAUGUUGCGCUUGAUUUUGUGAGACUGGGGAGGGAGUACGCGGGGAGAAUGAGGUUGAGGGAGAAGGUUAAGGAGGUGGGGGAGGAGGGGAUUUUUGUGGGCGAGGGGGAGAGUGAGAGGGUUUUUUGGAGGAGGUGGAAGAGGCAGAUGGUGACGGGGAUGGCGUAUGCGCCGUUGAUUGUGCAUUGGGGUACUGAGGGGGGGGUUCUGGGGGAGGAGUUGGUUGCGGUGCUGGGGUGUGUGGCGGGGUGGUCGGGGUUGAGGGAGAAUUGGAGGAGGAGUGGUGAGAAGUAG